Molecule: messenger RNA, 1864 nt
Organism: Argentina anserina (silverweed cinquefoil)
Lineage: Eukaryota; Viridiplantae; Streptophyta; Magnoliopsida; Rosales; Rosaceae
Product: dolichyl-diphosphooligosaccharide--protein glycosyltransferase subunit 1B
Cellular component (GO): oligosaccharyltransferase complex; membrane
Source: RefSeq, a predicted model, not a curated record
UCAGUCUCACACUGCACAGUCGUCGCAGAGGUCAAGCUUCUCUCUCUCACUUUCGCCAUGGAAGCUCUGCGAAGCUUGGCUCGAUUACUCCUCGCCUUCACGAUCUUCUCCAAUCUCUCACUGCUUGCCUUCUCCUCUCCUCUUCAGGACAUCCAGAUCGCCACCGCCGAACGCAGGAUUGACAUCACCUCACAUAUCAUCAAGGUUUUCUUGACGUUAAAGAUUGAAAAUACUGGCACUUCUCCUAUUUCAGAAGUGCUUCUUGCAUUCCCACCAACACAGGUUGAUCAUUAUCAUCACUCAAGGCAGCUCUUACCAUUGGAAAAAAAAAAAAACAUUUAUGUGCCCCUUGAAGUGAAUCCCACUGAACUACCUGAUGCACCAAAUGGGAAUAAGUGCUUUAAAAUAUUGCUGCUCAAUCCAUUGGAAAGAAAAAAAAACAUUUAUGUGCCCCUUGAAGUGAAUCCCACUGAACUACCUGAUGCACCAAAUGGGACUAAGUGCUUUAAAAUAUUGCUGCUCAAUCCAUUGGAAAGAAAAAAAAACAUUUAUGUGCCCCUUGAAGUGAAUCCCACUGAACUACCUGAUGCACCAAAUGGGACUAAGUGCUUUAAAAUAUUGCUGCUCAAUCCAUUGAGUGCUGGUGAAACUGCAACAUUAGAGGUGCUUUACAUAUUGACACAUUCUCUGGAGCCUUUCCCAUCAGAGUUAAGCCAAUCGGAGUCUCAGUUGGUUUAUUUCUGGGACAGUGCAAUAAUAUUGUCUCCCUAUUAUAUCAAGCAACAUACGACUGUUUUAAGAACUCCUAGUACUAGGGUGGAGUCAUUUACUAGAGUAGAACCCAGUACACGUGCUGGUACUGAGCUGAAGUAUGGACCGUACAAGGAUCGCCCUGCAUACUCUUAUUCUCCUGUUCUUGUUCAUUUUGAGAAUAAUAGCCCAUUUGCUGUUGUUGAGGAACUUGGACGUGGUGGAAAUCUUCAGAUCACGAAACAUUACACUCUAGCACAUGCUGGUGCUAGACAUAAGGGUGUCUUUUCCGAAGUUGAUUAUCAAGCUCGGUCUAGUGGUGUCUCUUCAUUCAAACAUCUCCUAGCAAGACUACCUCCCAGAGUCCAUUCAGUUUUCUACCAAGAUCAAAUCGGGAACAUCUCGUCAUCACAUUUGCGUACAGAUUUUCGGAGGUCAGAACUUGAAAUUGAACCAAGGUAUCCCUUAUUUGGAGGUUGGAAAACUACUUUCAUUAUCGGAUAUGGUCUACCAUUGCAAGACUUUCUUUUUGAGUCACCUGAUGGUAGGCGAUAUCUCAAUUUCACCUUUGGUUGUCCUCCUGCUGAGACGGUAGUAGACAAGUUUACCCUCAAAGUUGUGCUACCAGAAGGAUCAAAAGACGUGGUUCCUUUUAUGGUUGAGCAACAUCUUGAGACCAAACACUCAUACCUUGAUAUCGUUGGAAGGACAGUGGUCGUUCUUGAGAAGAAAAAUGUAGUUCCUGAGCAUAAUUCUCCUUUCCAGGUCUACUACAGCUUCAACCCAGUUUUCAUGCUGGCAGAACCGCUUAUGUUGGUUUCUGUGUUCUUCUUCCUUUUCAUGGCUAGUGUAGCUUACCUACACGUAGAUUUUUCCAUCAGCAAAUGAUAUAGCAUCUCCUGACUCAUUAAAGCUAAGAUGACCAAUUUGGAGCAGUGCAUGAGGAAGAGUCCAAUGCCGGUCAACUCGGGUUUUACAUAUUUUUAAUCAAUCGGUUCCUUAAGUAGUAAAAAAAUAGGAACCACGAACCGAAUCGUUUAAGAUAACGGUUCAAUUUCUGUGUUUAAAAAUGAAGGAACCGUUUAGGAAUCAAAACCAUUUGAAUACAUUUCAG